CAUAAACGUUUCCCUUAUCUCUCUCUCACUCUCCGUUCCAAUGGGGACUCUCACCAGCGUCGCUUUUGCAGCUGCCGUGAACAUCAGAUUCCGAUCAUUUCACCACCGUGACAACAUUAAGACGAUAACAACACUACCCAAAUGGCAAAAGAGACUCUGUUUCACUUUCACAGAGGACUCUCAUAGAUUUAGGGUUGUAAAGUGUUUAAGCAAUGAUGAAAACAGUAACAGAGACAACAACACUGUCGGAGAUAACACAGAUACCAACAAGUCUUCUUCUGUUGUAAAAACAGCAUCUCGUGUUGAAGAAGAAGAUGACGAGACAAGUAACACUGCUUCUACUUCCACCAGUACCAGCAGCACCAGCAACGAGUUCGGUUCCGACAAGACUUCAAUGCCAUCAACUGUAUCAUCCGUUGAUUCAACAUACAGUAGCUUUCAAAUAGACUCAUUUAAGCUAAUGGAGCUUCUUGGACCUGAGAAAGUAGAUCCUGCUGAUGUGAAGUUAAUAAAGGACAAACUUUUCGGCUAUUCGACAUUUUGGGUGACGAAAGAAGAGCCAUUUGGGGACCUUGGGGAAGGAAUCCUAUUUCUUGGGAACUUGAGAGGGAAGAAAGAGGAAGUUUUUGCUAAACUUCAGAGGAAACUAGCUGAAGUUGCUGGAGAUAAAUAUAAUUUAUUCAUGAUUGAAGAGCCUAACUCAGAAGGGCCAGAUCCUCGCGGUGGUGCUCGUGUUAGCUUUGGCUUGCUUCGUAAAGAAGUCUCAGAGCCUGGACCAACUACACUAUGGCAGUAUGUAAUUGCUUUGAUUUUGUUUCUUUUGACAAUUGGUUCCUCUGUGGAGUUAGGAAUUGCUUCUCAGAUUAACCGCUUACCUCCCGAGGUGGUAAGGUAUUUCACCGAUCCAAAUGCUGUUGAACCACCUGAUAUGGAGCUGCUGUAUCCGUUUGUAGACGCUGCAUUGCCUUUGGCAUAUGGUGUGUUGGGAAUUCUUUUGUUUCAUGAAUUAGGACACUUUCUUGCUGCAGUUCCAAAGAAAGUAAAGCUUAGCAUUCCUUACUUCAUUCCAAACAUUACACUCGGAAGCUUUGGUGCAAUCACACAGUUCAAGUCGAUUCUUCCUGACCGGAGUACAAAAGUUGACAUUUCGCUAGCUGGACCAUUUGCUGGAGCUGCACUCUCAGUUUCCAUGUUUGCUGUUGGUCUGUUCCUAUCUACUAACCCGGAUGCAGCUAGCGAUCUGGUGCAGGUUCCCAGCAUGUUAUUUCAAGGUUCAUUACUUCUUGGGCUCAUCAGCAGAGCAACUCUGGGAUAUGCAGCAUUGCAUGCUGCUACAGUUUCAAUCCACCCGCUUGUAAUUGCUGGAUGGUGUGGUUUAACAACAACAGCUUUUAAUAUGCUUCCUGUGGGAUGUUUGGAUGGAGGCAGAGCUGUUCAGGGCGCGUUUGGGAAAAAUGCGUUGGUUACAUUUGGUUUGACAACUUAUGUAAUGCUUGGACUCAGAGUGCUUGGCGGCCCAUUGGCACUUCCUUGGGGACUCUAUGUACUAAUCUGCCAGAGAACACCUGAAAAACCAUGUCUAAACGACGUGACCGAGGUUGGAACAUGGAGGAAGGCCCUCGUCGGGACUGCAGUAAUCUUGGUGAUUUUAACGCUCCUGCCAGUAUGGGAUGAACUCGCAGAAGAGGUAGGCAUAGGGCUUGUAACUACAUUUUGAUGUCAUCUUCUGUCUUUGAGCAGAUGUUGUAGUUAGGGCCAAUCCGAAGCAAAUUUUUGUUAUAUAGUGAGCCAUGUCUGUACACUGUAAGCUAGUGAACAAGUAUUUAUAUGUAACUACUUAAAUUUUUAAAAAAUAUUAUACCUCCUGCUGA
Messenger RNA from Capsella rubella, 1871 nucleotides. Its product is annotated as probable zinc metalloprotease EGY1, chloroplastic. Gene Ontology annotation, biological process: proteolysis. The coding region runs from base 41 to 1717 and encodes 558 amino acids. The record is from RefSeq and is a predicted model, not a curated record. The transcript is spliced from 10 exons. NCBI's taxonomy places the organism in Eukaryota, Viridiplantae, Streptophyta, Magnoliopsida, Brassicales, Brassicaceae.